Molecule: messenger RNA, 727 nt
Organism: Vicugna pacos (alpaca)
Lineage: Eukaryota; Metazoa; Chordata; Mammalia; Artiodactyla; Camelidae
Gene: UBL4A
Product: ubiquitin like 4A
Biological process (GO): tail-anchored membrane protein insertion into ER membrane; post-translational protein targeting to endoplasmic reticulum membrane
Cellular component (GO): BAT3 complex
Molecular function (GO): protein-folding chaperone binding
Source: RefSeq, a predicted model, not a curated record
GGUUCCGGCGCGCGCCCGGGGCGGCGGCGCGCGGCGGGGGGCGGUUAGGGUGCGCGCCGGCCGGAGUGGACGCCGCCGUGGCCGCCAUGCAGCUGACGGUGAAGGCGCUCCAGGGCCGCGAGUGCAGCCUGCAGGUGUCGGAGGACGAGCUGGUGUCCACGCUGAAACAUCUAGUGUCCGAGAAGCUGAACGUCCCCGUGCGCCAGCAGCGGCUGCUGUUCAAGGGCAAGGCCCUGGCAGAUGGGAAAAGACUCUCCGAUUACAGCAUUGGGCCCAAUUCCAAGCUCAACCUAGUGGUCAAACCUCUGGAGAAGGUGUUACUGGAAGAAAGCACCGCCCGGAGACUGGCCGAGGCCCCGCCCCCAACCCCGGCCGCCUGGCAGCUCAUCUCCAAAGUCUUGGCCCGCCACUUCAGUGCUGCAGAUGCCAGCAGAGUCCUGGACCAACUACAGAGGGAUUAUGAGAGGUCCCUGAGCCGCCUGACACUGGAUGACAUCGAACGCUUGGCUGGCCGCUUUCUACACCCCGAAGUGACAGCAGCUAUGGAGAAGGGGUUCUCCAACGUCUGCUUCAUCCCAGGCCUCCGCCUCAGGAUCAGAAGAUGGUUGCCUGCAGCCUCCACCAAAUCCCUCGAUCCCAGCCAGCAAGGAGCACCUUCACGCCCCAUAGUGUAGCUUCUUUCUCAGAUGCACCCAGCAAAUAAAUGCUGUCCUUUCACUGGUCAGAA